AUGGCAACCCAGAACCAAGACCGUCUCCGAACACACUUCUCCUCAGCCCCGGACGAAGAGCACAACAACCGCUGGGAUGACCUUUGGAGAGAAUCUACAUUCUUACCUUGGGAUCGCGGUCACGCGAACCCGGCCUUGAUUGACUUGCUGCAAGAGCGUGGUCGUCCAUUGUCGUCCCCAGACCCAAAUCCCUCCCUUGGCGCACCACCACCGAACAGCGAGUCCGCAGGCUACGCGUCUCUUGCUGGACCCCUGCGGGACGAUGGGAAGAGGAGGAGGGUGCUUGUGCCGGGAUGUGGAAAGGGAUACGAUGUAGCGCUGUUCGCGGCGCAUGGGUACGACGCUUAUGGGCUGGAGGUGUCUUCACAUGCUGCAGACGCGGCGAGAAAGUAUCUGGAAGACCCUGGCAAGGGACCGCUGGGAGGAGAAUACGCAGUUGCGAAUGAGAAGAUUGGGAAAGGAGCGAUGAGGAUUGUUUGUGGAGACUUCUUUGAGGAUGGCUGGUUGGCAGAUGUAGAGGGCUGGGAGGGCGAUGAAGGAUUCGACAUUAUCUACGACAAUACGUUCCUUUGCGCACUCCCUCUGUCACUACGGCCAAAGUGGGCAUCUCGGAUGACCACGCUUCUCCGCCGCUCUGCCCCGAAUACCUCGUCUACCGGUGGUGUCCUCAUCUGUCUCGAGUUCCCAACACACAAGCCCGCGUCCUCAGGUGGCCCUCCGUGGUCGCUUCCGCCUCUCGUACAUACCGAGCUGCUCAAACAGCCAGGCGGGGAUAUCUCGUAUGACGACCAGGGUGUGGUGACAAAGACGGAUAGAGAAGAGGCAGACAACGCGUUGGUCAAGAUUGCGCACUACACGCCCAAGCGGACCCACGAGAUUGGCGUGAUCAAGGGUCUCGUAAGGGACUGCGUGAGUAUGUGGCGGCACAAGGCGGAUUGUCUGGACGAGCAGAGGUGGCAUUGA
This is a messenger RNA of Alternaria ventricosa, 963 nucleotides long. RefSeq lists its product as uncharacterized. The record is from RefSeq and is a predicted model, not a curated record. Lineage: Eukaryota; Fungi; Ascomycota; Dothideomycetes; Pleosporales; Pleosporaceae. The transcript is spliced from 2 exons. The coding region runs from base 1 to 963 and encodes 320 amino acids. Gene Ontology annotation, molecular function: thiopurine S-methyltransferase activity.